This is a messenger RNA of Rubroshorea leprosula, 1817 nucleotides long. Lineage: Eukaryota; Viridiplantae; Streptophyta; Magnoliopsida; Malvales; Dipterocarpaceae. The record is from the annotation of a GenBank genome assembly.
UCAACUCUUCUUCUGCAUUCAUCGAAACAACCAAACAUGAUAGCAGGUAAAUCAAUAAUUGGAUCCUUCUCCAUUCUCUUCAUCGCCGGUACAGUAUGCAUCGGCCUUACGGGUAGAGACGCCCAAGACGUCUUCGAUGGGAGCGACAUUGCCCUGCACACCACCUCAAAAACGAGAGUUGCGAGCGCGAAGGACUAUCUCAAGGCCGCCAUCCAUGCCAUCCUUGACGAGGUGGAGUUGUUUUUGAACAAAUCGGGUUCCAUAUUCGGGGAUAAAGUCAGUAAUCCGAUUGUGAAGAUGGCGAAAGGCGACUGCGAUGAUCUGUUGCAGUUCGCAAUUGGAGAGCUCCAAGCUUCGUUUUCAAUGGUGGGGGAUGAGAGCAUGCACACGCAGGAGCAGAGGGCAGCAGAGAUCAAGAAUUGGCUGAGCGCGGUGAUUUCGUAUCACGAAUCCUGUAUCGAUCAGAUCCCUCAACUGGAGUUACAGAAGCGGAUUUCGGACGGGCUUUUGAAUGCUACCCAAUUGACGAGCAACGAACUCGGCAUUGUCAGUGGCCUCAGCAGUAUCCUUAACCUCUUCAAUUUGCAUUUGAACAUCGGAGAACUUACGCCUCCGCGGAAGCUGUCAGAUGAGCAGAAAUCAGAUGGCGGGAGAAAAUUCCCUCAUUGGGUCCCUAACACGGACAUGAAGUUGUUGGGGAGCCAGAACCACGGUCUGGUGACGCCGAAUGCGGUGGUGGCCAAGGACGGAAGCGGUCAAUUCAAAACUAUCAUGGAUGCCGUGAAUGCUUAUCCCAAAAAUUAUCAGGGGAGAUAUGUGAUUUAUGUAAAAGCAGGGGUUUAUGAUGAAACAGUAUUAAUUCCCAAGAGCAUGGUUAAUGUCUUCAUGUACGGGGUGGUCCGAAGAAGACGAUCGUCACCGGAAAAAGAUCCUUUACUGGCGGUUACACUACCUCCAAUACUGCCACAUUUGGUGACUGCACUUGGGGAUGGGUUCAUGGUGAAAUCAAUGGGGUUCAGUAACACGGCUGGAUGGAUGGGUACCAGGACACGCUCUAUGUCCAAGCCCACCGUCAAUUCUACCGGAACUGUGUCAUCUCUGGGACUGUUGAUUUCAUAUUCGGAGACUGUCCACCAUCAUCCAGAACUCUCUGAUUAUUGCGAGGAAGCCCUUGGACAACCAGAAGAAUCUUGUUACUGCUCAUGGACGUCAAUACGAGAACGAAGUCACCGGUUUGGUUAUCCAGAACUGCCGUAUAGUCCCAGACCAAGCUCUGUUCCCUGUAAGAUUCAAGAUUCCCACGUACUUGGGAAGGCCAUGGAAGAAAUUCUCCAGGACUUUGAUCAUGGAAUCUAUACCCUUGGCGACUUAAUUCAGCCAGAAGGGUGGAUGCCGUGGGCCGGGUCAUUUGCUCUCAACACUCUCUGGUAUGCUGAGUUCGCAGACCGUGGCCCUGGUGCUGCAACCAACGGAAGGGUCAAGUGGAAGGGUUACCAGGGUGUGAUAGACAGAGCUACUGCUGAGAAGUUCACAGCCGGACCAUUCCUCCAAGGAGACAUCUGGUUGGGCACCAUCGGUAUUCCUUGCUUCCUUGGCUUGAGCACAUCAUGAAGACUGGAUGUGAGGAUGUGAGGAUGGUUACAUUCAGCCUCCCCGCCUUCGCCACAAACAUAAGUGCAUGCUUGCAACUCCUGUAAAGCAUGCAAACAUUGUUUUUUCCUAAUUAUUCAAUAUAUAUUUUUUUAUCUACGGUUUUCUUGUUUAAUCAACACGCCCUGAAGAUUGCAAAUGUUAGAGAAUGAAUUUUAGGCAUUUUG